CUUAUCUUCAUAUUGACGCCCAAACCACGCCAUGUACGACCAUGCACGACCAUGCGAGUCGAUGCCGCCGACCUGCGAAGCAUGGUGAGAUGGAGCUUUUGUGUCAUCGCUCCUACAAGUAGAUGAGCAUCUGGUGGCGUUGUUCACAAUUCACAAACAUCGGGAGUUCCCGUUCCGUCAGCAUUCCAAGGCUUUUCUGGAAUGUCCAUCCACAGCUGCCCAAGGUUACAUUGGUUGACACAUUCAGGGCACGAGGAGCAUUUCUGAGAUGUAAAGAGGCACGCCUGAUGAGCAAUCGUGGAGCUCAGGAGCCCAUACACCACCCAUCACGACCAUGGAGAUAGGAUGUGUCGGAUGUCUGAAGGCGACACUACCACACUCCGAUCACUCCACCCAAAAGGCUCAAAUAGUCUCUAGUCCGAGGCUGCGGAGGCCGCUGGCUUGGGCAAAGCUUGACGAUGCUUGUGCUGGAGUCGACCGACAGCACCUUCAGAUUGGAUGCAACUGCUAUCGAUGAUCCCAGUCAAUUCGGUUCGCCAUCAACUCCAUCCACUGGCGUCAUGGCCCAUCCUUUAUCCACAGAUCCAGCUGGAUGCAUUGAUUGUACCACGCGACACGGGGUAGUAUUGAUUGCCACAGGAAAGUCCCUGCUCGUGCGACUUGACGCCGAGAUGUGCGCCUUCGCGUGGCAGCCCUUUGCUGUAAGUACUGAGGACGAUCCUCCAUCCGAUCCCGUAUUCUCCCUCUCUCCAGUGCUGCGCCGUGAAGAGAACCUACUAGAUUUUCAGAUUUCACCUCAGUUCGUGUGAUACAGCUAUUGUGCCGAACUCAUCCCUCCCGUCGACAUGUCUUUAGCAGACGUCAAGGAUGGUGGGCUUCCUGUCAAUCCCAACCGGCCCGAAACUUUUAUCAGUCCGUCACAGCGGAAGCUUUAUGAUCCUGGUGUAACCUUUGAGGAAUACCUGCACUAUGCCAAUCGCACCAGGGAGGAGGAGAAGACCCAGCAAAACAUCGCCGACGGGGGAAUCAUCCAGCAAGUUUUCAGGAGGAAAUCCUCAGUGACGGCGGAAGGAGUGCCGGUGGACAACGGUGUCGAGGCCGCGGAAAAGGAUACUGCUGAAAAGGCCGUGGUACCUGGGACGAACGGCCACGACAGCCAGGACACUGGCAAGCCUCGCCGCAAAAGCAUUUUGUCCAGGCACAGCGUGGUCACCGAGGAAGAAUGGCGAAAUGCCUCCCGGGCGUUGAGGACCGCCAGUUGGGGGGCCGGCUUCUACCUCAUCACCACAGAUAUCUUGGGUCCCUACGGUGUCGGAUUUGCUCUGGGCACCCUGGGCUGGGGUCCCGGUGUUGCUCUCUACACGGUCUUCGCCUUCAUGGCCGGGUACUCUGGCUAUCUUCUGUGGCAAGUCUAUCUCGGCCUCGACUCGUAUGAGUACCCUCUUCGCAACUACGGUGAUCUGGCUUACCGCACCAUGGGGACGACUGCACGCUAUGUGGUGAACAUCCUGCAGUCGAUCCAGCUCCUCCUCAUCACCGGGCAAGUCAUCAUCCAGAACGGCCAGGGCAUUUCGCAGACGUCCAAGUUCCGGCUGUGCUACGUCGUCUGCGUGGUCUUGUUCGUCAUUGCGGGCUUCUUCAUGGGCCAGGUCCGCACCCUGCGAAACUUUGGCGUCUUCUCCAUGGUCGCCGUGGGCCUCAACUUGCUCGUCAUCUUCAUCUCCAUGGGCGUCAUGGCUCACUCGCCGCCAAACUAUGCCAUCAGUGUCCUCGGCUCCGCUGGCUCCGCAGUCAAUGCCACGACCAUCACGCCCGACGAGAACGGCGUCUACCCACCCAUCAUCCACUACGGCGGCCUCCCGGACUCGGGCAACUUCGUCGGCGCCAUCAACGGCCUCAUGAGUGGCGUCUUCGCGUACGGCGGGGCGCAGCUCUUUGUCGAAAUCAUGGCUGAGAUGCGGCGCCCUUGGGACUUCAUCAAGGCCAUGUGGACCGCUCAGUUCUUCAUCUAUGCCGUCUACCUCAUCUAUGGCUGCUACGUGUACCAUUAUCAGGGCCAGUACAGUUUUACCAUCGCCUACAUGGGUCUCUCUCCCUAUGGAUUUCAGGCCGCCUGCGAUAUGCUGGUCGUGCUGUCGGGGUUGAUCGCGGCGGGGUUGUACGGCAACAUUGGAAUCAAGGUGCUAUAUAAUCAAGUGCUCCAGGAGUUGUUCAAUGCGCCGCCCUUGACGUCCAAGCCAGGGAAAUACCUCUUUAGCGCGAUUGUUCCCGUUUACUGGUCCGUGGCCUUUGUCGUCGCAGCUGCGAUCCCGGAUUACUUCGGCUUUGUCUCCGUCAUUGCAGCAUUCUGUAUUGUGCAGUUCAGCUAUUCCUUCCCACCCAUCAUCCACCUUGCCUACACCAUGCAAAAGAACUCGAUGAAGCCCGGCGAAGGAUUCAACGAACAGACGGGUCAGACCACUCGAAGCGACCGCGGUAUAAUGAGGUUGGUCAAGGGAUUCUUCGCGGAUCGAUGGUACAUCAAUGUGUGGCACGUCAUUCAUGCUGGCGGUGCGUUGGCGACGGCUGGAUUGGGAGCGUACGCAGCCAUUCAGGGCAUGAUCGAGGCAUUCAAGAAUCCUCAGGUCAAUUCCUUCACAUGUACGAGUCCGCUGGAUUUGUCGGCCGCUUAAGGAGACUGAGGAGGGGAAACUGGCUUAUGUAGGUCCCUUUUUGUCAGAGUCGAGGUGGUGAGACCUAGCGAUUGCAGCAGUGGUACUUGAGUAUUGGGGUUCGCAAUAACCUGCCUGGUGAUUGAUGGAUGUCAAAUAUACUGUAGCUCCGAUCUCAAAUGAUGUGCCAUGUCCCGCGAACAA
Cladophialophora immunda is the source of this 2855-nucleotide messenger RNA. RefSeq lists its product as uncharacterized. Gene Ontology annotation, cellular component: vacuolar membrane. The transcript is spliced from 2 exons. Gene Ontology annotation, molecular function: amino acid transmembrane transporter activity. Gene Ontology annotation, biological process: amino acid transmembrane transport. NCBI's taxonomy places the organism in Eukaryota, Fungi, Ascomycota, Eurotiomycetes, Chaetothyriales, Herpotrichiellaceae. The record is from RefSeq and is a predicted model, not a curated record. The coding region runs from base 846 to 2672 and encodes 608 amino acids.